Myzus persicae (green peach aphid) is the source of this 1427-nucleotide messenger RNA. RefSeq names its product germinal-center associated nuclear protein-like. The coding region runs from base 322 to 1293 and encodes 323 amino acids. The transcript has 7 exons. Gene Ontology annotation, cellular component: centrosome; nucleus; spindle. NCBI's taxonomy places the organism in Eukaryota, Metazoa, Arthropoda, Insecta, Hemiptera, Aphididae. The record is from RefSeq and is a predicted model, not a curated record. Gene Ontology annotation, biological process: spindle assembly; centrosome duplication.
UUCUUAACGAACAAGGUUAAUUGAUAUCAUAGACCAUAGUCAUAGUGUACUGAUGCACUUUGAAUAACAGUCUUGUUAAACACAUUUUCAAUUUCAUAUUUUAUAAUAAAAGUUAUUAUAUUAUAUGUAUUUUAAAUGUUGAUACUAUACCACAAAAUUACAGAACAAUUGAUAUAACUGAAAUUAUGACGGACUGGUCGCUGUGAAUAAUUGGAGUUUUGGAUGUAUGGUGUAAAACUUUGGUACCUAGGUAGUUUUAUUCUGUUUUUUUGUGGUAGUGGUACUUACCGAAAUAACGAAACGAAUGAAAUAUAGUUCAUAAUGUUACCGGUGAAAGGUAUAUGUAUGGAAAUGUGUCCCAAAGAGGAAAUGAUGAUGAGAAAAUCUAAGAGACUUGUACACCAGUUGGAAUGUAACCCUCAUAAAAUGGUUAAAUGUUUUAGCCGUUCAGCUGCUGGUAAUUCAUUAAGCAAACCUCAUAUUUUAAGACCAACACCAGUUCUAAGGAAAACUAUAUCAUAUCUCCUAAAUGAGGUGCUCACUAUUAAAAAUGUACCAUUUAAUAUUGUUUAUGAUUUUAUUGAUGACCGUUUAAAUUCUAUAAGACAAGAUGCCACUAUACAAGCCGUGUCUAAUCAAGAUUGGAUAACUAUUUUGCCACCUAUUAUUCGGUUUCAUGCAUAUGCAGCUUAUAAAUGUUAUGAAUAUGAUGUAAACACGUUUGAUCCGUUUUUAAAUAUGAAGCAUUUUCAUGAAAGCAUUUUUAAAAUUGUUAAAAUAUUGUUAGAAGACUCAGACAGAUCAACAGAUGAACUUUGCUCAGAAAUGGUAUCUCUUCUGGUUGUUACUAAUUUAGGUGAUUAUAAUGUUCUUCAACAAGCUUUGCCGUUUAUAUCAAAGAAAAAUACUUUGAUCAACAUGGCAGUGCUAUUAUCACUAAAUAUCAUGAAUGGUAAUUUUGGACAAUUAUGUAAAACAUACAAUACAUUUCCAGCCAUACAUCAGUGUGUUAUGAGUGUACAAUUACCGAUGCUAAGAAAGAACAUAUUAAAAUCAAUGUGUAUGGGUUUUAAUUGCAAAAAUAAUUACUAUCCAAUUUCAAUCUUAUCUAGAAUGUUAUUGCACAAUGAAUCACGAGAAACCAUCAAAGAGUGUCAACAUUACUGUUUAACAGUAAUUGAUGAUAAAGUGGAAUUAACUAAGUCUUCAUUUAAUAAUGAAGUGGAUGAGUUACAUUUGAUAAAGGAGAUCAAAUUCAAAGUUAAUAUAUCAACCCUGGUUCUUAACACCUAAUAUAAAGAUAUUUUAAGUGUUAUUUGUAAGUAUUAUAUAAUAUUUAGUGACAUUUGUGCCUGUUACAAUAUUUUGUAUUGUAUACAAAAGAAUUAUUCUUUUUGAAAAUAAAUUAUUUUGUUCAUAAUUUUUUU